GGCCGGCGGGAUGAGUGAGUGAUGCCAGUGUGGAGCACCUGGUAGUCAGUCAUCGACGGGGCUCUCAGUGGAGCUGCGUUCAGGGAACUGACUAAACAGCAAUGCGGACGAAUAAGGGCAUAAACGAGGGGAAUUGUCCGGUUUUCACUCACAACCCGGCGGAUUGGGGCUUUGCUUGGUCGCAAGGCAUGAUUUAACAGGACUUCGCCUCCAAAAACCGCAAAGAAAAGGACAUUAAGUGGCUUGGGAGCAGCUCCGGGGCGGAUAUUUUCCCGACACAACCCUUACCCACAUAAGUAUUCCCAGCAGCCCCUGUCGGCUGGAAUAGUCAGCUAAAAAUGAUUGCUUGAAUAUUUUUAUACUGUCUUGUAGCGUUUUUUCUGCCAGCACCGCGUCCCAUUUUUUACAGACUCGCUAUGGUGGACUCUCCCAACACGAGGAAGACUUUUGUGGUCCCAGACAUUAAGCCAUUGGAUUUGUAUGACUGUACUAAAGCAAAAAUAUGCGCAAGUGUCGGAUGGCUACUGGCAAAGUCCUACGGCAGUGCAGAAAACGUCCCUGUAGAGCUGCGUGACCCCUUCUACUGUGACCAGUAUGAGCAGGAGCACCUUAAACCGCCAGUCACACGCCUCCUGCAGUCCUCGGAGCUCUACUGCCGGACCUACAGCCUGUUACUGGGGGUCACCGGAGCCGAGGCACAGCCCAAAGAUAAUGUCGCCCUGCUGCAGCUCCUCACUCAGAGAGGCAUAGUCUCCAAAGACCAGGACAAACCAGUGACUGAUGCAGACCUCCGGCAUAAACCCAUCAAAAUGAGCGCUCACCUGGCAGUGAUAGAUGCCCUGAUGGCUGUGGGAGCCAUGGAGACGGUGACUGCGGUGAAGACAUGUGGUUCUGCUGAGCUCCUGGGAGGAGUCUCCAGCUGGGAGGAUGCUCUCCUUCAUUGGGUUAAUGGGUUAAACCAGAAGUUAAGAGAGCGUACUGAAGGAGCCCAAAAUGACACAUCUCAGGCCAUCACAGAACCCCAACCUGUUCAACCGUCUUGUCCCACUCGCUGGUACUGGAAACUUGUUCCUCUCCGCUACAGGAAGGAUAAAAUACAGUCCAAACACACGCCUAUUUUUCCAGUGGUGAAUGAAGUCAAAGACCUGUCCACUGGUUGUGCUGUUGCUGCAGUCAUACAUUAUUAUUGCCCUGGCCUGCUAAGACUUGAAGAUGUUUGUAUGAAGGAGUCCAUGUCUGUAGCAGACAGCCUUUACAACCUGCAGUUCAUCCAUGAAUUCUGUGACAGCUGUCUGAAGAGCUGCUGUCACUUGGCGCUGGAGGACAUGCUCUACACACCACAGGAGCUUCAGGUCAACUUGCUGAGCUUCCUAGCAGAACUGCUCAGCUGGUUUGAAGUACGAAGGCCAGAAUUUGUUCAGCCAAUAGACACAUUGGAUGGAUCCGCACCAGUAACUCCAAGUAGCUUGACUGGUAGCAGUACCUCCCCUUCUAUUUUCAAGAAGCCUUUCCUCCCCAUCUCCUCUCCUGCGUCAGGAUCUUUGACUCAGUCUACCUCAAUGUCUCAUAUAGAAGGAGUUGGAAAGACAUGGAGCAAGAAACCUCUCAGCCGCCCCUUGUCAGCAGUAUCCUUCAGCAUUCCUUUUGGCCUGGACAGUGAUGUGGACAUUGUGAUGGGCAACCCUGUGAUAACCCGCUCUGUGAGCUCAGACCAACUCAACCCAGCAGGCCAAAACAUGACCCGGGUACCCUACACUCCUCCUGAAGACCUCAGCCAUUUGCUGAGCAAACCUCCUGGUCCCAAUGGUCCACAGAGAGCUUCUUGGGCCACACAGACUCCCGGAAUUCCAAGGUUGGCAGAAGAGAAUGGCAUUGCAGCGAGUGAAGCGGGAGAGCUGCCUACCAUUGAAGAGGCUCUUCAAAUUAUCCACAACGAGAGCAAGAUGGAACCCCGUUUACACCCGGAUGGUGCUCCUGAUGGCUUCUACCUCCACUCACCUGAUGAUCCUGCUAGUUCUAGACAUAACAACUUAGCACCCAUCAGCUGCUCUGCCCCUACACGCUCAGGAAUGAUGUACCGGCCCACGGGAGAGCCCAAGGAGCCCACUCGCAUAAGAAACACCUCUGAAUGUUCACGAGAUGAUGACUCGGUCUUGAGAGACGGCAGUGUGGACUCAGAUGCAUCAGAAGACCUGCCUAAGGCCCAGUCCACUCCAACCACACCGGCUGCUGGUGCACAUCCUGCCAGAGGCCAUGGCAAAGAUGUGUCUGAUAGUGGUGUAAAGAUGACCAGCUUUGCAGAACGCAAAAAGAAGCAGAUUAUGGAUUCUCCCAAAGCCAGCGACCCCUCUUCUUCUUCUCCUCUGAUGACCUCGUGGGCACAAAAGUCUGAAGAAAGCCCCAGCAAGAGCCCACAACUCAAUAAUGAGGUGUCUGAGCUGGGAACUCGGCUUGAAGAAAAGCGCAAGGCUAUCGAAGCCCAGAAGAAACGCAUUGAGGCCAUUUUUGCAAAGCACCGGCAAAGACUAGGUAAGAGUGCCUUUCUGCAAUUAAAGAAGGAGCAGCGUGAGGACAAUGGCGAGGGGGAAGGAGGGGACGGCCAGGUCAGCACCUCAUCCACAGAAGAAGACCUCUCUCGCUUGACACUGGAAGAAAGGCUCGCUCGAAUGGAAGAGGAAGAGCAGCAGGAACAGGACCAACAGCACCCCUCUGUGGACGAUAAGGGUAAUCUGAAAGGAGGACUUCAGCUCAACAAACAGGUCAGUCACUCCAAAGACAAGGCAGGUACACCAGGAGAGAAGGGCUCGGGGACUCCUGGUGAGAAAACAGUAGCUCCACUAGGGGACUAUAACAAUGCAGUAUCCAAGCUGACUGCAGCUCUUACCUCUCUGCAAAGUGACAUGCAAAGGCUGACCGAGCAGCAGAACCAGCUAAUCCAGAAAAAAGCUGUAACUCCCAACAACAAAUCCUGGGUCAUUCCAGCCAGCCCAAAAACCUCCACCCCGGCACCCCCUGCACGCCUGUCACGGGAAUCCACUCGAGAUUUAAAUUCAGCCUCCUCCUCUCCGUCUCCAUCCCGCAAAAUCACAAACUACACCACUCCUCCUAAAUCCCCUAAAGUCCAUCGCAGAGCCCAAUCUGUGCCCCCUAAAAGCCCCAAACACCACCAACACAGUCGCCCAAUGGACGUAAAGGUCCCAACCCUGUCGAGGGUUAUAACCGCACCUCAAAACGUGGACCGCAUCCCUCACCUUCGUCGUGUAAAUCCCUGGCAAUCCCAUGACCAGACUUUGUCCUCAUUCUCCAUUGGUGAUUCUGACAGCCUAGACAGGCUGCGCUCAUCCACACCAACUCCUGUCCCCACACCGACUCUGACCCCUGUACCAACUCCUGUACCAACUCCUGUCCCGACUCCUCGUCCUGCUGUGGAUGAAACUUUGUCAGAGGUAGGCUCCAAUGACGACCAUAGUAUAUUUAGCAUGGACUUGGAGGCCGGGCCCUCCCAUGGUCCUUUGCCUAAGAGAGAGGGGCUUGAAAUCAGGGCCUGCAGCUCUGGUGCCCCAUCAGAGUGUUCCUUUGAGAGCGAUGUCCCUGCAGCGAUGCUUAAUGGCAAACGCAGCAGCCUAAUAGAGAUCUCGCUGUCUUCUCUGCGAGGGGACGCGGAGGAGGAUGACCAAGUACCUGACGCUUUCUCUGACUCGAUGAGCGACCGUACAGAGCCAGAGACGAAAGGAGGAGUUGGUUUCUUUUUCAAGGAUGACAAGGAGCGACCAGAGGAUGAGAUGGCCCAGCGAAGAGCAGCUUUGUUGGAGAAACAGCAGAAGAGAGCAGAGGAGAUGAAGAGACGCAAGCUUGAGCAGGAAAAAGAGAAAGAAUCAAACAAGCCUCAGUGGAUGAUCAUUGAGGGCUGGGGGAAUAAGAACGAGGACAGACCCCAGACCCCAGGCACUCCUCCAGCAUCACGCACCCCACCAGUUGAGGGUACUCCCCAGCGCAGAGGAGACUUCACAAGGCAGGAGUAUGAGAGGAGACAGCAGCUGAAGAUCAUGGAAGACUUGGACAAGGUUCUGAGGCAGAAACCGACCACGGUUCGCGGUGUCAAGAAGCAGAGACCCAAGACUGUGUUCAGAGAUGACUCCGUCCUCUCUCAUAGUCCCGCCAAGGGUUUCAUGGGCACCAGGCUGAACAAGGUGUACUCCCACUCAACCAUGAACCUGUCCUCCAUGGCGAAUGAUUCUGGAGGGCUGUCCGUCAGGAAAUCUCCAAGCCGUUCACACUCUCCCUCCCGGCUGAUGUCACCAGGACGAGGGAGUGCUCACAACAGAGAGAAGGACUGGGAGAAUGGCUCAACUAUUUCCUCUCCUGCGUCAAUCCCAGAAUACACAGGACCAAAGCUGUACAAGGAGCCGAGCUUUAAGUCCAACAAGUUCAUCAUUCAUAAUGCUAUCACCCGCUGCUGCCUGGCUGGGAAGGUGAAUGAACCACAGAAAAACAAGAUUGUAGAGGAAAUGGAGACGAGCACGGCCAACCACUUCCUCAUCCUCUUCAGAGAUACGAGCUGCCAGUUCAGAGCAGUUUACACCAUGAACCCUGAAACCGAGGAGAUGCAGCGGCUCACUGGCAUCGGCCCCCGGAUCAUCACACCUGAGAUGGUUGAGUCCAUUUACAAGUACAGCUCUGACCGCAAGCAGUUCACUGUCAUCCCGUCCAAAACUAUGUCUAUGAGUGUUGACGCCUUCACCAUCCCUGGUCACUUCUGGCAAAAGCGUCCAGGAACUCCCAAGAAGCUUGGCACUCCCAAAUAAAGUCGGGUAGAUGGGCGGAGAAGUUACCAUUCAGGGAUCCAACUCCUAACUUGACUCCUAUUGUCCUCGAUUUUGGCCAGUGAGGCACUUGAGAUGGUGCAUUACGCACUUAAACUCGCAGUGGACAGCAUGACUGACUCGGCUUUUGGCCAGCUAUCGACCUGGACCCUGAGAACAAUCCCAUCAACUGUACACGCCAAGAGGAAAGGGCCAAUCACUCACUCAUUCAGCCAAUGUAAUUACAGUAGUUUCUCUCUUGAGGGCUUCUGAUUGGCUCUGCCUCGUCUACCUAGAUUGUAAAAUGUAAUGCGACUGAUUCUGUUGGGAUGAAGAAUUCUCUUUCCCCUGCACCCUGCCUCCUCAUGCCUUACCUUACCCUGCCCCCAGGAGUCAUUUUUGCAACUCUUAGGUAAGAAAAGGAGGGGACAACCACACUGCCUUUGCCCGCUUAACAGUAUUUUGGGCCAGAGUAGUUCACACCCCCUCUCAAGUCUGCUUGCUUUUCCUUUUGCUGCCUUUUCUUCUACUUCUUCUUCUUCCAGGGCUCACUCUCUCUCUAGUCUACUGAGACGAGUGGCUCAGCUCUCAGUUCUGAUAGGAGAUCCUAGCUGAAAAUAAAUAGCAGGUAAAUGCUGCUCUCAUAUGAAUGUAGGGCACACACUAACCACUCAUUCCAUUCAAGGGUGUUUUCACUGGUCGGUCGGGACCAGAAAACACCAUAGUGGGUGGUUCCUCUGUGGGCCGCACUGGCAGCGGCUACUGUGGUUGUCAGUGGACAUGCACACCUAGAAACUGCCCGUACCCCCACAGUAUGCGCAUUCCACUCCAUUCCUUCAGCUGUAGACAUCUGGAUGUUUUUUUAUACUAUUUUGACAUGUUUUUUGCUGGACAAAUCGCUUCAGCCUUUGAGAGCUGAAAGAAGAAUGACAUUCAUGUGACUUUUUCCCCCUCUUACCUUGCUUUCUCAUUUUUUGACAUGUGAUGAAUUGAAAUGUUAUCUGAGCAUAUCUUGAAAAACAAAACUGGAAAACAUGAAGGAGGGCUUUACCAUGUUUAUCAUUACUUGGAUACGGCUCUGUGUGAAAAUGAUAAUCAAUGCUGAUUUAAUAUAUACUGAAUGCUGAUUACUUUGUUUUUGUUUUUUUUUUUGACAAUGAUUUGUAAAAAGUAAGUUGACCUUUGUAAGCUACGAAUAAGCUAGCCUGCUGCUUAAGCAUUAGUGAGAUGUAUGUUUGAGAUGAGAAUGAGAGUAUGAGAAUGAAAAGAAAUUGUCAAACAACUGAAAAUUGCUGAAACCUUUUGUUCUAGGGAUUAAUAAAUCCUUUAGCUCACUGGGAGUCUGUUUCCUAUGAUAUGAUUCCCUGUUUGUGUGCUGCUGCAUAGAAACAGUAGGUUUCUCAAUGAAGGAUCAUUUCGGACUGUAACAGCCCUCAUCUUCUUCGCAGUCUUAAGAGACUCCUUCAUGUAUAUCUGGAGGAAUGUAAAACGCCAAUAUAUUUUUUUGCUAGUGUCCACCCUGUUAGGUGAAACACUUGACCCUACAGUCGCUUGUGAUUAGGUCACCACAAAACCUGUGGGAAAUUGGCCUUCUUCCCUUCAUUUGCGGUCGUAAGCACUACAGCAGCUGCCGCGGUGCAGCUGUCUACUUUCAAAUCACUGACUGCCUCCAACAAACGCGUCGUUCGAAUGAGAUUCAGAUACAGAUGUGAAAACAAAAAAAGGCGACCACAUCGUGUAGGAAAAAAGAUGAUUGAUUAAAAGUGUGAGUGAAGGAGUGCACAUGGAAUAAGUGGAUGUUUGUAUUUAUGUGUUAGUAUGUGGUAGUUAAACACUAUAUUUUGAUUCUGUGCAAUUCUCCCCUAGAGCUCCCCACGUCACCCAGAGGUGUAUUUAUUUGGUUUGCAUUAGAUGGUGCAUUUGAUGUUUAGUUUCAGGUUCUACUUUUGUCUUUUUUUUUUUUGGUUAAGGUGGUAAGUCUCUCAUUCAUUUCAUAGAAGUUGUCAUAACAUUUAUGUUGUUUUCUUUCUUUUCUGUUAUCGAAUCUGUGCCAGCACAUUAUGUAUGAUCAUUUCAUAAAUUUACUCUCCUUGGCAACUGGACCAGACGAAAUAAAAAUCCUUUUAAAAUCA
Molecule: messenger RNA, 6934 nt
Organism: Epinephelus lanceolatus (giant grouper)
Lineage: Eukaryota; Metazoa; Chordata; Actinopteri; Perciformes; Serranidae
Gene: camsap3
Product: calmodulin regulated spectrin-associated protein family, member 3
Biological process (GO): negative regulation of microtubule depolymerization; neuron projection development; cytoplasmic microtubule organization
Cellular component (GO): microtubule minus-end
Molecular function (GO): spectrin binding; calmodulin binding; microtubule minus-end binding
Source: RefSeq, a predicted model, not a curated record